Podarcis raffonei (Aeolian wall lizard) is the source of this 493-nucleotide messenger RNA. Its product is annotated as 16 kDa beta-galactoside-binding lectin-like. Bases 68 to 493 code for a protein of 141 amino acids. The transcript is spliced from 4 exons. Gene Ontology annotation, molecular function: carbohydrate binding; laminin binding. The record is from RefSeq and is a predicted model, not a curated record. Lineage: Eukaryota; Metazoa; Chordata; Lepidosauria; Squamata; Lacertidae.
CUUGAUUUAUUGAAUCUCAGAGAGAAGAAAGUAUUGCUUACUUCCUGGACCCUAGCGAGAUUGUAUCAUGGAGACGAAGCUGAUUGCUACCCACCUUCAACUUCUACAUGGAGACACGAUUCUAGUGAAUGGGAGGUGCUGGGAAGAUGCCAAAAGCUUUGUUGUGAAUCUGGGCCAAGACUGUGAAAACGUCGUCCUUCACUUCAACCCCCGCUUUAACUACCGGACCGAUGUAAACGUCAUUGUCUGCAACUUCAAGAAGCUCGGAAAGUGGGGAAAAGAGGAGAGACUAAACUUCUUCCCUUUUGAGCAAGGCGGCAAAGUCAAGAUCUCCUUCACCUUUCUUUCUUCAGAGAUAAAAGUCUUGGCAGAGGGCCACGAAUAUACCUUCCCCAACCGUGUGGGCCUGGAUGUCAUCAGCUACAUAGCAGUGCAAGGAGACAUUAAUCUCAGAGUCCUCAAACUUGUCCCCCCUCGUCCUGUGGAUGAAUAA